AAGAUGCCAUUCCAUCAUGUAACAGCUGGCUUGUUGUACAAAGGCAACUACCUGAACCGCUCACUCUCCGCUGGCAGCGACAGCGAGCAGCUAGCGAAUAUCUCCGUGGAGGAGCUGGAUGAAAUCCGUGAAGCGUUCCGGGUGCUGGACAGGGAUGGGAAUGGCUUUAUAUCCAAGCAGGAGCUGGGCAUGGCCAUGCGUUCCCUGGGCUACAUGCCCAGUGAGGUGGAGCUGGCCAUCAUCAUGCAACGCCUUGACAUGGAUGGGGAUGGCCAGGUUGAUUUUGAUGAAUUUAUGACUAUUCUGGGACCUAAGCUGGUAUCAUCAGAAGGCAGAGAUGGCUUUCUGGGAAAUACAAUAGACAGCAUAUUCUGGCAGUUUGACAUGCAGAGGAUAACCCUGGAAGAGCUGAAGCACAUCCUCUAUCACGCCUUCCGGGACCACUUAACGAUGAAGGACAUUGAGAACAUCAUUAUCAACGAAGAGGAGAGUCUAAAUGAGAACUCUGGCAACUGCCAAACAGAGUUUGAAGUGCACGCCCAGAAGCAGAACAGACAGACCUGCGUGCGGAAGAGCCUUAUCUGCGCCUUCGCCAUGGCCUUUAUCAUCAGCGUCAUGCUGAUCGCGGCCAACCAGAUCCUGCGGAGCGGCAUGGAGUAG
This is a messenger RNA of Colius striatus (speckled mousebird), 660 nucleotides long. It is a transcript of the gene CALN1, whose product is annotated as calneuron 1. NCBI's taxonomy places the organism in Eukaryota, Metazoa, Chordata, Aves, Coliiformes, Coliidae. Bases 4 to 660 code for a protein of 218 amino acids. Gene Ontology annotation, molecular function: calcium ion binding. The transcript is spliced from 5 exons. The record is from RefSeq and is a predicted model, not a curated record.